Molecule: messenger RNA, 526 nt
Organism: Boleophthalmus pectinirostris (great blue-spotted mudskipper)
Lineage: Eukaryota; Metazoa; Chordata; Actinopteri; Gobiiformes; Gobiidae
Gene: uqcrb
Product: cytochrome b-c1 complex subunit 7
Exons: 4
Coding region: 77-409 (110 amino acids)
Biological process (GO): mitochondrial electron transport, ubiquinol to cytochrome c
Source: RefSeq, a predicted model, not a curated record
AUUGCGCAGUUUCCCGUCUAUGACCUGAAGAGUCCUUACCCACAACCCACCGCGGCAGCAGUUUUCACAAUUCAACAUGGCGUCCCGAGCACCAGUGGCAUCAGGCAGACUCCUGAUGGGUGUGCGAAAAUGGUACUAUAACAUGGCGGGCUUCAACAAAGUUGGUUUAAUGCGGGAUGACACACUGAACGAAGAUGCAGAUGUGAAAGAGGCUCUUCGGAGACUGCCCGAGAAUGUGUACAAUGACAGGAUGUUCAGGCUCAAGAGAGCCUUGGACCUCUCCAUGAAGAUGCAGGUCCUCCCCAAGAGCCAGUGGACAAAAUAUGAAGAGGAUGUGAAUUAUCUCACUCCAUAUUUGGAAGAGGUCAUCCGUGAAAGGAAGGAGAGGGAAGAAUGGAUGAAAAAAUAGAUCACUUUGCAUAUGUUAUUUCUUUUCUUGACUCAAUGAUCCACUGUAGUAUUUGUGUAAUAUCUAUAAAACUGCUCAUUCAAUGUAAAUUUAAAUAAAUACUUUAUUCACACAGAA